This is a messenger RNA of Corticium candelabrum, 1278 nucleotides long. RefSeq lists its product as uncharacterized. Gene Ontology annotation, molecular function: transmembrane transporter activity. The record is from RefSeq and is a predicted model, not a curated record. Lineage: Eukaryota; Metazoa; Porifera; Homoscleromorpha; Homosclerophorida; Plakinidae. The transcript has 10 exons. Gene Ontology annotation, biological process: transmembrane transport. The coding region runs from base 74 to 1123 and encodes 349 amino acids.
AUUAUUUGACACGUUUCCGUUCUUUCUUCCCUGCGUUGUGGUGACGGUGAUUGCAGCAUCUACAUACAUUGUCAUGGCGAUGAAGCUACCUGAAACGAGAAUAAAAGUGCGUGAUGCUAAAGUCACCAACGAGAGUGAAUUUGACGAAUCUUUCACAGAAGUUGACAGUCAAUCAGAACAAUUAGUAUUACUAAAAGUGUCAUAUGACAAAGACAAAGAUGAAGCCAUCAUUGCAAAAAACGAUUCUGCUCUCAAUGGUGGGAGAUGGAACGUCGUAUCUAAACGCCGUUUUAAUGGCAUUGACACACAAGAUGGGAGCUCGAGUGACGUACAACCCGCCAGUACGUCUCUACUAAAAGCAGCUGAUCUCAACGGAUCUGUGGCACUGCAUUUGUCGUCUGUUGGAGGGUUGUCUGGUGCUCGAAGUGCAGCUAGAAGGCUGAGUCUCAAGCUCAAACGGUCGUCAGCAAUGCAACUGUUGAAGUCAAGCGAUGUGAGGAAGGUUGUACUGUUGUACUGCAUCUUUUCGUUUGGUGUGAUUGGUUAUGCCGAUAUUGUGAGUGUGUGGCUGGCAACAGCUAAAUAUAAAGGUGGUAUAGGCUUCAGUAGCUUGAAAAUUGGAAUCUUCACUGGAUCCACUGCACUAGCAAUGAUUCCGCUACUAUUCUUUUUUAUACCUUGGAUUGAACGUUGUCUUGGCACACUUCAGGCUUACUAUUUGUCUGCCAUCAGUUUGGUUCUCUUCUGCACAACAAGUCCUCUUUUGGUGUCAUUAUCGAACGACAUACUGCUUUGGACGUUGCUAGUUGCGCUGUCUCUCCCUCUUCGCAUGUUCAUCGGCGGUGGAUUUGUCAUGAUCUCUGUGCUCAUCAACAACUCAGUGCCACCAAACAGAGUCGGUAGCGUCAACGGUCUCUCAGUUGCUCUGUCUGGAGUUGCAAGAGCCUUGGCUCCUUUGACAACUGGUUCUGCGUUCGCUUGGUCGAUUGAAUACGGCACGAGCGAUGUGGGAUUUCCAUUGGACUAUCACUUGACGUUUUACUUGUUAGGCAUGGCUUUCUAUCUAUCUCUCUGCCAAGCUGCUAGGAUACCCGAACACUUGCAACAAAAGAGACCUCAAUAAAUCUCAGGCAGACCUGCCAUCCUAUCUAAACCAAAAUGCGUGAGUUUUCCGGGGGGAAAUGCGUGAGAAAGCGGGAGAUAAAAAUUCCUUAGCCACGCCUACAAUAGUACGUUAAUAUCAAUAAAUUUUAUGUUAUAAUAAUCGUUAAUUAAAUA